UCUCUCUCUCUCUCACGCGCACGCGUACGAAAUUCACAGAUCUUCGCUUCUUCCCCCUCACUCACAAUUCUUGCACACAGCUUUCUUGGGCUUCGCUCAGAUUCUCUUGCGCAUUCACAAACUCUCUCUCUCUUUCUUUGCUUUCUUUAUCUGCCUCUCUUCCUCAGUUUCUUCUUCGUUGCCCUAGUUUCCUUCUCGGACAAUGGGGAAAACCGUAGUUUCGGACGAAGAAGAUGAGGUCGAGGUCGAAGAAGAGGACGAGAGGGAACCUGUCCAUGGAGGCGCAAGACGCGAUGACGAUGAAGAGGAUGAAGAUGACGAAGAAGGGCAGGAUGAAUAUGAGAAGGAUGGAUUUAUAGUGGAUGACGUUGAUGAAGAAGAGGAUCAAGAUGAAGAGGAGAGGGCAGACAGUGAUGAGGAGAGGCAGAAGAAGAAAAAAAGGAAGAAAAAAGAGAAUUAUACACUUGAUGAAGAUGACUAUGAGCUCCUGGAGGACAACAAUAUUACUAUUCCCCGUUGGAAGCAGAGCAAAAAGUUUAAGCGGCUGAAAAAAGCCCAGGGUGUUGGUGAGGAGGAACCCUCUGGGUUUUCUGAUGAGGAGGAAAUUUUUGGAACUGGUAAAAGUGGGCGAACUGCAGAGGAGAAGCUUAAGCGUAGUUUAUUUGGUGAUGAUGAAGGUCCUCCACUUGAGGACAUUGCUGAGGAGGAGGAACAACCAGAAGAUGAAGAGGAUGCAGACAUUGGUGAAGAGGAUGAGAUGGCAGACUUUAUUGUUGAUGAAGAUGAUGAGCAUGGAGCUCCUCCCAAUAGAGGAGGGAAGCGGCCAAAAAAAGUUGGGAAUAGGAGGGCACCUGGAGUUUCCUCGUCUGCUUUGCAGGAAGCUCAUGAAAUAUUUGGUGAUGUUGAUGACCUCUUGCUGCAACGUAAGCAAGGUUUCGAUUCUAGCGAAUAUAGAGAAAGGAGACUUGAAGAUGAAUUUGAACCAAUAGUUUUGUCUGAGAAGUAUAUGACACAGAAGGAUGACCAGAUUCGGGACCUUGAUGUUCCGGAGAGAAUGCAGAUAACUGAAGAAAGCGCUGGUUCCCCUCCAUUGGAUGAAGUUAGCAUAGAUGAAGAGAGCGCCUGGAUACAUAGUCAACUUGCAACUGGUACAAUACCAUUGUUUGGCAAGAGAGGCAGGGGGACUCCUAAGGAUGGGUGGGAUCUCUCUAUUAACAAGGAUGAUAUCAUGAGAUUUUUGGACCUAUUGCAUGUGCAGAAGUUAGAUAUCCCCUUUAUUGCUAUGUAUCGAAAGGAGGAGUGCCUAAGCCUGUUCAAAGAUCCUGAGCAACCUGAAGUAGAUGAUGACAAUCAGGAUAAGAAUGAGGGGGCUCCCACUCUUAAGUGGCACAAGGUACUUUGGGCAAUUCAAGACUUGGACAGAAAGUGGCUAAUGCUGCUGAAGCGUAAGAGUGCUCUUCAAUCAUACUACAAUAAGCGAUUCGAGGAAGAAUCUCGACGGGUAUAUGAUGAAACAAGACUCAAUUUAAAUCAGCAACUUUUUGAAUCAAUUAUGAAGUCACUCAAGGCAGCAGAAUCAGAAAGGGAGGUUGAUGAUGUGGACUCCAAGUUUAACUUGCAUUUCCCAUCUGGUGAAGUUGGUGUGGAUGAAGGACAAUACAAGAGGCCUAAGAGGAGGUCACUAUAUAGUGUUUGCGGUAAAGCUGGCCUAUGGGAGGUUGCAAGCAAGUUUGGUUACAGCUCUGAGCAAUUUGGAUUGCAGCUAUCAUUAGAAAAGAUGAGAAACGAUGAGUUGGAGGAUCCCAAGGAAACACCAGAAGAGAUGGCUUCAAAUUUUACAUGUGCUAUGUUUGAGACACCUCAAGCUGUGCUUAAAGGAGCUAGGCACAUGGCAGCUGUGGAGAUAAGUUGUGAGCCAUGUGUUAGGAAGCAUGUUCGUAGCAAUUUUAUGGAUCAUGCUGUGGUAUCAACAUGUCCUACACCCGAUGGGAAUGCGGCAAUAGAUUCUUUUCAUCAGUUUGCAGGGGUGAAGUGGUUGCGUGAGAAGCCAUUAAAUGCAUUUGAUGAUGCACAGUGGCUCCUUAUGCAGAAGGCUGAGGAGGAGAAGCUUCUUCAAGUUACUAUUAAGAUGCCUGAAGAGGAUUUAAAUAAGUUGAUGAGUGACUUUAAUGAGUAUUAUCUUAGUGAUGGAGUCAGUAAAUCUGCUCAACUUUGGAACGAGCAGAGGAAAUUGAUAUUGCAGGAUGCUCUUUUUGGUUUUCUUCUACCUUCAAUGGAGAAAGAAGCAAGAUCUUUGUUAACUAGUAGAGCCAAAAACUGGUUACUGAUGGAGUAUGGGAAUGUUUUGUGGAAUAAAGUUUCAGUAGGACCAUAUCAACGGAAGGAAACUGAUAUCAGCUCAGACGAUGAAGCUGCACCAAGGGUCAUGGCUUGCUGUUGGGGCCCUGGAAAGCCAGCAACCACUUUUGUGAUGUUAGAUUCAUCAGGGGAGGUUCUGGAUGUGCUUUACACUGGGUCCCUCACUUUGCGGUCUCAAAAUGUUAUUGACCAACAACGUAAGAAAAAUGACCAGGAACGGGUAUUAAAGUUCAUGACGGAUCACCAACCACAUGUUGUUGUUUUAGGUGCUGUGAAUUUGUCUUGUACUCGCCUGAAGGAGGAUAUAUAUGAGAUUAUUUUCAAGAUGGUGGAGGAAAAUCCCAGAGAUGUUGGCCAUGAGAUGGAUGGGCUAAGCAUUGUUUAUGGUGACGAAUCUUUACCUCGUCUUUAUGAAAACUCUCGGAUCUCAUCUGACCAGCUACCUGGACAGCCAGGCAUUGUUAAGCGGGCUGCCGCUCUUGGGCGAUAUUUGCAAAAUCCGUUGGCAAUGGUUGCUACACUUUGUGGGCCAGGAAGGGAGAUCUUGUCAUGGAAACUUAGUUCACUAGAGAACUUUCUCACCCCAGAUGAGAAGUAUGGGAUGGUUGAACAGGUUAUGGUAGAUGUCACAAAUCAGGUGGGCCUUGACAUUAAUUUGGCUAUUAGCCAUGAAUGGUUAUUUGCUCCUUUGCAGUUCAUUUCUGGGCUUGGACCCAGAAAGGCAUCAUUUCUACAGAGGUCUUUGGUAAGAGCUGGGGCAAUUUUUACCCGAAAGGACUUUGUCACAGUGCAUGGACUUGGUAAAAAGGUAUUCGUCAAUGCGGUUGGUUUUCUGCGUGUCCGGCGGAGUGGAUUGGCUGCUAGCAGCAGUCAGUUCAUUGAUUUGUUGGAUGAUACAAGAAUACAUCCAGAAUCUUAUGGCCUUGCACAAGAAUUGGCCAAAGAUGUUUAUGACGAGGACAUACGUGGUGAUGCAAAUGAUGAUGACGAUGCACUGGAGAUGGCAAUAGAGCAUGUUAGAGACCGGCCUAAUAUUUUGAGAAUCCUUGAUGUGGAUGCAUAUGCUAAAGGCAAGAACCGUGAGAAUAAGAGGGAGACUUUUUACGAUAUAAAAAGGGAACUAAUGCAGGGGUUUCAGGAUUGGCGUAAGCAAUAUGAAGAGCCAAGUCAAGAUGAGGAAUUCUAUAUGAUUUCAGGUGAGACCGAGGACACCCUUGCUGAGGGGAGAAUUGUGCAAGCCACAGUCCGCAGGGUGCAAGCUCAAAAAGCAAUAUGUGUGCUUGAGUCUGGAUUGACUGGGAUGCUCAUGAAGGAAGACUAUUCAGAUGACUGGAGGGAGAGUCCUGAGUUAUCUGACAGGCUACAUGAGGGUGACAUUGUCACCUGCAAGAUUAAAUCAAUUCAAAAGAACAGGUAUCAGGUUUUCCUAGUUUCUAGAGAGAGUGAGAUGCGAAGUAAUCGACAUCAGUAUGCUAGAAACCUUGAUCCCUACUACCAUGAAGAUCGGAGCAGGCUACAGAGUGAGCAAGACAAAGCUCGCAAAGAAAAGGAGCUUGCAAAGAAGCAUUUUAAGCCAAGGAUGAUUGUUCACCCCCGCUUCCAGAAUAUAACCUUAGAUGAAGCAAAGGAGUUCUUGUCGGACAAGGAUCCAGGGGAAAGUAUUAUCAGUCCCAGUCGUCAUGGGCCUUCUCAUUUAACUCUAACUCUCAAAGUUUAUGAUGGAGUUUAUGCUCACAAGGACAUAGUCGAAGGUGGAAAGGAGCAUAAGGACAUCACAAGCUUACUUCGUAUUGGGAAGACAUUGAAAAUUGGGGAAGACACUUUUGAGGAUUUGGAUGAGGUAAUGGAUCGAUAUGUUGAUCCCUUAGUGUCUCAUUUAAAGGCAAUGUUAAAUUAUCGCAAGUUCAGAAAGGGCACAAAAGCAGAAGUUGAUGAACUCCUAAAGAUUGAGAAAUCAGAGUAUCCUAUGAGGAUAGUUUAUUGUUUUGGCAUCUCUGAUGAGCAUCCAGGCACAUUCAUCUUGACUUUUAUAAGGAGUACAAAUCCACACCAUGAAUAUGUUGGUCUAUAUCCGAAGGGAUUCAAGUUCCGGAAAAGGAUGUUUGAGGACAUUGAUCGGCUUGUGGCAUACUUCCAGAGACAUGUUGAUGAUCCUCAGUCAGCACAAUCUUUGAGAUCAGUUGCUGCUAGGGUGCCAAUGCGAAGCCCUGCAACUGGGGGCUCAUCAGGUGCAUCCAUGGGUAGUGGCUGGGGUGGUUCAACGAAUGAGGAUAGUUGGAGAGGUCAGUCUUAUGACAGGGAUCGUUCUUCUACACCUGGUUCAAGAACAGGAAGAAAUGAUCACAGAAAUGGUGGUGGUGGUCGAGAUGGGCAUCCAAGUGGGGUGCCUAGGCCGUAUGGUGGGCGUGGUCGAGGCUCGUAUAAUGGCAAUAGAGGAAAUAGUUCUGGGAAGGAGAGACAGGAUCCGAGUUAUGAUGGUGGUAAAUGGGGGGAUUCGGCUAGCAAGGACGGGGAAGAUGGUUGGGGAAAUUUUCCAGGUGCUAAAGUUCAAAAUUCUCCUGGCAGGGAGGCUUUCCCAGGUGGUUGGGGUAGUGGUGGAAGUGGCAGUGACAAUGGUGGGUGGGGCAAUGGAAGUGGUGGUGCCGACGGAGGAAAUUGGGGUGCUGCCGGUGGAAAUGAUGCUGCUGCUGGUGCUGAUAAUAGGAGUUCCGGUUGGGGAACCGCCCCCUCCCCCAAGAGCUCUUCACAGUCCCAGCCUGGAAAUGGAUGGUCUGGAAGCAGUGGUGGAGGUUGGUGAACCCACGCAAGCUUUAAAUAAAUUUUAUUUCCAAGGUAGUAACGGAUGUUUUGAAAUGGAAGCAGCUGCUCUAGCGGUCCCCCCAGGUGGUGAUGGAAUUGAUUGUAAUCACCCUUACGCUUGUAUCUAGUUUUUUUAUAAAAUUAUUUUUCAUACAUUAGUAAAAGCAUCUUGUUCAAAUGGUUGGCUGC
Corylus avellana is the source of this 5346-nucleotide messenger RNA. It is a transcript of the gene GTB1, whose product is annotated as global transcription factor group B1. The record is from RefSeq and is a predicted model, not a curated record. Lineage: Eukaryota; Viridiplantae; Streptophyta; Magnoliopsida; Fagales; Betulaceae. Gene Ontology annotation, biological process: transcription elongation-coupled chromatin remodeling; transcription elongation by RNA polymerase II; nucleosome organization. Gene Ontology annotation, molecular function: histone binding; nucleosome binding; nucleic acid binding. Gene Ontology annotation, cellular component: transcription elongation factor complex.